Messenger RNA from Coffea eugenioides, 1880 nucleotides. Its product is annotated as autophagy-related protein 16-like. Gene Ontology annotation, molecular function: protein binding. Bases 161 to 1702 code for a protein of 513 amino acids. The transcript is spliced from 5 exons. Lineage: Eukaryota; Viridiplantae; Streptophyta; Magnoliopsida; Gentianales; Rubiaceae. The record is from RefSeq and is a predicted model, not a curated record. Gene Ontology annotation, biological process: autophagosome assembly. Gene Ontology annotation, cellular component: autophagosome membrane.
GUGGGUGGGUGGCUGGCUGCAGCAUUCCUCCGCACUUCUCCCCUUCACUUUUCCUUUUCUUUCCCUAUUCCAAAUUCACAAGCAAAAAUCACAAAAUUUCAACUCAGAUUCAUUUUGCUCAAGACAACAAAAACAAAGAGUCCAUCCCCUCCAGCAAAAAAUGGCUUUGCAAGAGGAGGAAAUAAAGAUAGCGAAGGAAGCAAUCAAGCAUGCUAUCAAAGCCCUUCGAAGAAGGCAUUUGGUGGAAGAAGCAGCUCAUUCCCCGGCUUUCAUCGCCCUUUCUAAGCCUCUUCUUUCUCAGGGCUCAGAGUGGAAAGAGAAAGCUGAAAAUCUUGAAGUGGAACUUCAGCAGUGUUAUAAAGCUCAGGCUCGAUUGUCAGAGCAGCUUGUGGUGGAAGUGGCUGAAUCAAGAACUUUUAAAACUGCAAUUCAAGAGAAAGAUGCCAUUAUAGCUGAUCUACAGAGUGAGCUUGCAAAAGCAAGGGAUGAAUGUUCAGAUUUGAAUACACUCUUAGAAGAAAAGACUAAAGCUCUAGAACUCAUGAUAAGUGAAAACCAGGUUCUUAAAACACAACUUGAAGAGGCAAAAGCUAGAGCGGACAAGUUUGAAGCAGAGAAUAAGAUGCUAAUUGAUCGAUGGAUGCUGCAGAAGAUGCAGGAUGCUGAACGCCUUAAUGAGGCUAAUGCAAUAUAUGGAGAUAUGCUAGACCAGGCGAAUAAUAGCAGCAUAGAACAGCUGGCUCGUCAACAAGUAGAUGGUGUGGUCCGCCGAAGUGAAGAGGGUGCUGAGUACUAUGUGGAGUCAAGUAUUCCCAAUAUGUGUAAGCAACGGAUCCCUGGACAUGAAGGUGGCUGUGGUACUAUAGUAUUUGAGUACAACUCCACCAAAUUGAUUAGUGGAGGGCAGGACCGAGAUGUGAAAAUGUGGGACACAAACACUGGUGCACUGGUGCGCACUUUUGAAGGUUGUGUGGGUUCUGUUCUUGAUCUUUCUAUCACCCCUGAUAACAGAACCAUCAUAGCUGCUAGUGGUUCAAAGAAUUUAGUUGUCUGGGAUGCAAGUUCAGCCAGAACACGCCAUACUCUCACAGGUCAUAUGGAGAAAGUAGUUGCUGUAGAUGUUAGUAAAAUUUCAAGUCGCCAUGUCGUGAGUGCAGCUUAUGAUCGUACCAUAAAAGUUUGGGAUCUGCAGAAGGGUUACUGUAUUAACACAAUUCUCUUCCCCAGCAAUUGCAAUGCGCUGACUUUUAGCAUAGAUGGACAAACUAUCUGUUCAGGUCAUGUAGAUGGAAAUCUUCGGCUGUGGGAUAUACAAACUGGUAAACUUUUGAGUGAGGUUGCUGCACAUUCACUUGCUGUUACAUCACUAUCUCUAUCUCGAAAUGGUAACACAAUAUUGACAAGUGGCAGAGACAACUUGCACAAUUUAUUCGACAUGCGGACUCUUGAAGUUUGUGGCACAUUCAGAGCAAAUGGCAACAGAGUUGCAUCUAAUUGGAGCAGAUCCUGUCUCAGUUCAGAUGACAAUUAUGUUGCUGCUGGAUCUGUUGAUGGAUCUGUUCAUAUUUGGUCAAUAUCAAAUGCUAAAAUUGUAAGCACUCUAAAGGAACAUACAACUUCAGUUCUUUGUUGUUCAUGGAGUGGCUUUGGAAAACCACUAGCAACAUCUGAUAAGAAUGGUUCUAUCUGUAUAUGGACAUGAUAGGAAGCAAGUUAUUUGUACAUUUGUAUUUAUAUGAUGUCUUCUCCUUCCUUCUGUGGUCUAUACCUACUGUACAAAUGUACAUUUGUACAUUUGUAAUGUAUAUCAUGCCUAAAGCUCAAACUGAAACCACUUUGAUUUUUCUGUAAACAUGUAUUUCUUUGCCCAGUUUUGUUUA